Trichomonas vaginalis G3 is the source of this 261-nucleotide messenger RNA. RefSeq names its product protein of unknown function, DUF4108 family. Lineage: Eukaryota; Parabasalia; Trichomonadida; Trichomonadidae. The transcript has a single exon. The record is from RefSeq and is a predicted model, not a curated record. The annotation marks the transcript as partial.
GGUGCGAAAUUUGAAGACUUAGACAUAGAAGGUUUGUUAGCAGUCAAAGAAAGUUUUGACAGAAGGUUUUCAAACCUUAAAGAAGGCAAAGCAUACAAACUUGUUAUACCUUAUGAACCAAAGAAAGCAGACGACUAUGAAUAUUAUGAGUCUAAAGUUGUAGAAGUUCAAGGUAAAUUGGGUAAAAAGAUUUUAGAGUCUAAGCCAGUGUUUACUCCUAAAGAGGAAGAGAACAUUGACAUUGACCCAGAAAUGUUCUAA